AUGCCAUCUUCAACAAUUCCCAUUCCCAUUCCCAUCCCCAUCUCCCCAGCCCCCCAACCUCAAACCCAAGGCCACCACAACAACCCCCUCUCCCACAUCUCCUUCGGCGUCCGCUCCUACUCGGCCUCCAAAACCUUUUACAACGCCGUCCUCGCCCCCCUCGGCCUCAACCUCGUCUUUGACAGCGAAGCCUCUUCUCCCAGGACAUUCAAAAAGAACCACAUCCGCACCUUGGGUUACGGCCCAGACAAAGACAACGAGAUAAUCAACAUCUUCGAGCUCGGUCCUGACACAGUAACCGCGCCGCCGGGGCCGGGGUUCCACGUAGCGCUGAAUGCGCCGACGAGACUGGCGGUCGUGGAGUUCCAUUCUGCUGCUGUUCAGAAUGGCGGGGCGGAUAAUGGAUUACCCGGUGUGAGGGAGGAGUAUGGCAGGGAUUACUUUGCGGCGUUUGUGGUUGAUCCUGAUGGACAUCGGUUGGAGGUUGUUUGUAAGAGGAGGAUUGCGGUGUGA
Sordaria macrospora k-hell is the source of this 513-nucleotide messenger RNA. RefSeq lists its product as uncharacterized. The record is from RefSeq and is a predicted model, not a curated record. NCBI's taxonomy places the organism in Eukaryota, Fungi, Ascomycota, Sordariomycetes, Sordariales, Sordariaceae.